AAGUCUUUGGGUCUUUCCUCCCAUCCAAACGUAACCUUAUUCCUCUCCUUUAUUGACCCCGGACUACCGUAAACAAGAAUCUUGAAUCAAAAGCAAACAAGCCGACAACCUCUAACAAUUCAAAAUUUGUGCGCCAGAGAGUCCUGACGCUGGCUCAUGAAAUUAGCUAAUGCUACCCGCCUAACUCAAACCCUGAAAAUUUGGCCCAAGUCCCUCAAUCCUGGACAAUAUCAAACUAUCAUUCCUGUAUUAAGAUCAUGCAAACAAACGUCUGAAAUCUCUCAAAUCCAUGGCUAUGUUAUCAGAACUGGCCUUGACCAUGAUCCUUUCAUUUUAAGUAAGCUUCUUGUUGCUUCUUCACUGCUAGACGUAGAAUAUGCAGCUUCCAUUUUCAAGCAAAUUCACAACCCAAAUCUUUUCAUGUACAAUUCUAUCCUUAGAGGCUACUCAAUUAGCGAUGACCCAAACCAAGCUUUUAGCGUUUUCAAUAACUUGAGGGCUAAAGAUGGGAUUUUGCUAGACCAAUUCUCCUUCAUUACAACUCUUAAAGCCUGUAGCCGUGAAUUUGCAAUCUUUAAUGGUCAAACGAUUCAUGGCCUUGCUUUGAGAUCUGGGCAUGUGUUUUUCAUCAAUGUUAAGAACACCCUUUUGCAUUUUUAUAGUGCUUGUAGAAGAAUUUUUUAUGCCCAUAAGUUGUUUGAUGAAAGUCCUGAAGUGAACGAUGUCGUUUCCUGGAACAGUUUGAUGGGGGGUUACCUUCAUGUUUCUAAGCCUGAUGUUGUUCUAGCUUUGUUCAGAGAAAUGUGUUGCAGUUGUUUGACAGCGAGUGUUACUACAUUUUUGACUGUUUUGUCUGCUGUUGGUGAAGCAGGGGAUUCACUUGGGGGGCAGUCACUUCACGGGCAUUGUUUGAAAGUUGGAUUUUGUUUUGAUUCAAAUCUGGUGUCUGCUUUGAUUGAUAUGUAUGCAAAAACUGGAAACGUUUCUUCAGGGCGUAGGGUUUUUGAUGAGGUUGUUGUGAAGGAUGUUGUAUUGUGGAAUUGUAUGAUUAGUAAGUAUGCUGAGAAUUGCCUGCUUGAAGAAUCUUUAGCUUUACUACGGCUCAUGAAAGUUAAGCAAGUAAAGCCUAAUUCAGCUACAUUGGUAGGAUUGCUUUCGGCUUGUGCUGCUUCUGGAGCUACAAGUCUAGGAGAGAGCAUUGGUAGUUAUGUGGAAGAGGAAGGAUUACCGUUGGAUGCUGUUAUUGGGACAGCUCUGGUUGAUAUGUAUGCUAAAUGUGGGGUUUUAGACAAGGCCAUUGAUAUUUUUGAGAGGAUGGAGAGCAAAGAUGUGAAAUCAUGGACAGCGAUGAUUGCAGGUUACGGGGUUCAUGGUUGGGCACUAGAUGCCAUCAGAGUAUUCUACAGAAUGGAGGAAGCAGGAUGUAGACCUAAUGAAGUCUCAUUUUUGGCAGUUUUGAGUGCUUGCAGUCAUGGAGGGCUGGUCAUGGAGGGGAUGAAAUGUUUCGAGAGGAUGGGUCAAGAGUAUGGUAUUAUGCCAAAGAUUGAACACUACGGAAGUAUAAUUGAUCUUUUUGGUCGUGCCGGAUUGCUGGAGGAAGCACAUAAUUUUAUCAAAAGGCUGCCCAUCAAAAGCGAUGCUACUGCAUGGCGUGCACUGCUCUCAGCUUGCCGAGUCUAUGGAAAUGUUGAGUUGGGGGAAUGUGUGAAGAGUAUAUUGGUUGCAUUCGAUAAUGAACAACAUCCCACGGAUUCAAUCCUUCUUUCUAGUACUUACGCCAUUGCCGGAAGAUUGCCGGAUCAGACAAGGAUGCAGGUACUGGAAAAAGAUAUGUUUAAAAGGGCUGGGAUCAGGCCAGCAGGAAAGGAGGAUAAGAUUAUGAAGCAAGCUGGAUAUAGCACAAUCGAGAUGGACUGUGAGGGGUUUGAACUCUAGUUGCUCAUAGACCUCCCACCAUCAGCCUGGCUUAACCUGGAAUGUUUCUUUAAGUCUUUUCUAGACUAAUUCUGCAGAUUGGCCGGCAGUAUUAGUUUGCUGCUUUAAUUUAGUUACUAGUUUACUCAAUUACUGCAUAUCUGAUGGUAAAGAUGCCUAUGUUGAGCUUUUUGUUACUCUCCAUUUAUUUAUUGUUUUUCUAAAUUUUUUGUCAAAAAGUGAAGAAGGAUAUUUGAUCAAGUGAGUUCCUGACAAAUGCAGCUUCUUUCGAAAGUUUG
Messenger RNA from Theobroma umbraticum, 2213 nucleotides. Its product is annotated as Pentatricopeptide repeat (PPR) superfamily protein. The record is from RefSeq and is a predicted model, not a curated record. Gene Ontology annotation, biological process: RNA modification. Gene Ontology annotation, molecular function: RNA binding; protein binding. NCBI's taxonomy places the organism in Eukaryota, Viridiplantae, Streptophyta, Magnoliopsida, Malvales, Malvaceae.